Messenger RNA from Ctenocephalides felis (cat flea), 800 nucleotides. Its product is annotated as EF-hand domain-containing protein D2 homolog. NCBI's taxonomy places the organism in Eukaryota, Metazoa, Arthropoda, Insecta, Siphonaptera, Pulicidae. Bases 44 to 415 code for a protein of 123 amino acids. Gene Ontology annotation, molecular function: calcium ion binding. The transcript is spliced from 2 exons. The record is from RefSeq and is a predicted model, not a curated record.
CGAAGGUCGAGAUGGAUAUUUGGAUUUGGGUGAAUUAAAACGCAUGAUGGAGAAAUUAGGAGCUCCUCAGACCCAUUUAGGACUUAAAGCUAUGAUUCAAGAAGUAGACGAAGAUUUCGAUCAAAAAAUAUCUUUCAGAGAGUUCCUGCUUAUCUUCAGAAAAGCUCGUGCCGGCGAACUGAUCACCGACUCCGGCUUAAGCCAGCUGGCUCGUCUGACCGAGAUCGACGUCGAUGCUGUCGGCGUUGGCGGCGCUAAGAGUUUCUUCGAGGCCAAAAUCGAGCAACUGCAAAGAACCAACAAAUUUGCCGACGAGAUUCGUGAGGAGCAGAUGGAACGCCGAAGACAGGAGGAAGAAAAAGCGCAACGUAGGGCUCAGUUUAGAGAGAAGGCGGCUAUUUUCCAAACUUCCUAAAAAAUUAAAGGAUUGAGGAGGAAGGAGGAAGGAGGAAGUAUUUUAUUUUAUUUAUAUCAGUUUUUUGUUUUUUUUUUUUGAAAAAAAAAGGCGCAACGUAGGGCCCAGUUUAGAGAGAAGGCGGCCAUUUUCCAAACUUCCUAAAAAGUUAAAGGAUCGAGCAGAAAAGAGAAAGUAUAUUAUUUUAUUGAGUUGAGUUUUUUAUCUUUUUUGUUUUUUUAUACUUUGAUUCAAAUGCAACUGUAUCUUCUUAUAAGAAGACUGUUGCCAGUUCAUUUAUUUUUCUAUUUUUCGGAAUCCUUAAUUUAACCCUUUGCGCUUGUAUAUCACUCAUUUUAGAGAGAAGGCGGCUAUUUUCCAAACUUCCUAAAAAGUUAAAGGAUUA